Arachis ipaensis is the source of this 1139-nucleotide messenger RNA. The record is from RefSeq and is a predicted model, not a curated record. NCBI's taxonomy places the organism in Eukaryota, Viridiplantae, Streptophyta, Magnoliopsida, Fabales, Fabaceae.
CCUAACAAAGUUUCCCAAAAACAGCAACAAAUUUUGUUUCUCAAACUAACUUGUCCCAAAAUCCAUGCUUAGUUGAGGGACUUUGUUCCUACAACCAACCACAUUUUCCAUCCCUCAAAGUCUCAACCUUUGCAUCCCAAUCUGAUUCCUUUUUAUAUAAAACAGAUACCCUUUUCAUUUUGACACAUUUCAAAUGCUUUUGUGUUGUUGAAUUCCAAUUUUAUUUUAUAUUUUUUCGUUCUCUUCUUUUUCAAGUGAUUUUCAAAAUGGAAAUGUUUAUGUGGAAAGAGACUAAUGGGUAUUAUCAUGAUCAAUUUGCAUGUGGAUAUGGUAAAAAGGUUCCCAAAAUGAUGUCUUCUUGUGCAUCACCUCCUAUUGCACUUGGAUGCAUCCAACAUUCUAUAUCCAAAAUGGACACGUUAGCUGGCAUUGCAAUCAAGUAUGGUGUUGAGGUUGCAGAUAUAAAAAAGGUGAACGGGCUUGUUACAGAUCGUCAAAUGUUUGCUUUAAGGACCCUCCACAUUCCUCUACCUGGAAGUCCAAUCGAUGUAGCAAGCUCGAAACUGUCUGAAUCAUUCCGGUCCCUAGAAGCAAAUUCUUCUGGACAGAAGCUCACUGCAUCCAUGAACGCUUCACAAGGCUAUUAUGGAACUGUACCAACAGACUUGGAGGCAACAACUUGCAGCAAAGAUUCAUUGGAUUCGGCAACCUCCAAUCGGCCAUGUCACCACCAGAAAUCUAGGAGUUUGGCUGAAAGCAUUAUGGAUGAGGUUAUGCAGAAGUCAGAGAUGGAGCACAACAACAAUAAACGGAGUACUGAAUCGGACAUUAGGGCUACAGAGAUCCUCAUGAAGGAAGAGAGUAUUGUUGGAUUGCCAUCAAGAAAAGGAAAUAGCUUAGCUCUGAGACAGAAAUCUGCUAGCAGGAUUGCAUUGCACAUGGGAGGUGAUUUUCUAAUUGAUGGAGUAAAUGGUGUGAGGAGAUCAUCAAGUACUUCAUGCUUGCAAGCUCAAGAUAACACCAAUUCUUCAAACAUGAGGUCUAAUUCAAGGAGCAACAUGAAACAAGAUUAUUUCAUGUUAUUCUCAAUUCCAAAACCAACCUCAACUGGAAGAACAAGCAAAGCUGCAAUUGAUUAG